Molecule: messenger RNA, 4603 nt
Organism: Tetranychus urticae (two-spotted spider mite)
Lineage: Eukaryota; Metazoa; Arthropoda; Arachnida; Trombidiformes; Tetranychidae
Gene: Sap-r
Product: prosaposin
Biological process (GO): sphingolipid metabolic process
Cellular component (GO): lysosome
Source: RefSeq, a predicted model, not a curated record
UAUCUAUUUAAUCCAGUGAUACACCAUUUAUAUACUCUUCAUUAAACCUUUGUGAAAUCAUAAUUGAAUGACAAUCCUCAUAACAAUAAGCAAUUGAAAAACAAAACUUACUCCAUAAAGCCUCUUGUUUAGUGUUGGUGGUUGUAUCUCUCUUCUUCUGUUUUUGUUUCCCUGGUUGUUUUCAGUCACAAGUUUGACUGAAUAUUCACCAAUUUAUUUUAAUUAUGGUCAGUCUUUAUCAACUGUUAUGUAUAUUACUUCUCUCAUCAACAUGUUUAAUUGAAAGUGCACCAACAGAACCGUCUGGUUCAUGUUUAUCCUGUGAAAAAUUGGUUCAGUUUUCAAGGAAACUCUCCGAUUCACUUAAAAACCAAGACGUACGAAAAAAUGUCGCAAAAUGGUGCGUUGAUUCAAACCUUGGCGAUAAUCUUGCAAUGUGCGACUUCGUUCUCAAUAAUACGGAAUCUGUUUUGAGUAAAGUGGAUUCAAAUCGCUUUUGUUUUGGAAUUGAAGCUUGUCACUCACACCAUUUACCUCUUAUAGAAACCGAUGCUAGCAAUUCACCAAUCGAGUGUGAGUUUUGUCUUAACACAUUGACCCACAUCAAGGAAAUUGUCUCAUCUCCUGCCACUGCAAAUGAAAUUAAAUCUGUUUUGUCUACUGGCUGUGAAAGUCUUAAGGAACUCAAAGAUGAGUGUCUCAAACUUAUCGACGAAGAAUUGGACUCUAUUUUCAAAUUUGUUCGUGAAUCAUUUGACCCAAAGCAGCUUUGCAUUGAAACUCACUCUUGUCCUUCUCGAAAGUUUAACAUCCCUUCAAUCGAUAACAAAUUACCAGAAUUAACUGACUUCGUUAAUAUAGUUCCUCCAAGUCUUUCAACGCCUGUUGUCUUACAAAAAGGACCUGUUGCUGUUUCAACGACACCCCAAUGUUUAGUUUGCCAUCUUAUCUUUAAAAUAAUUGGUAAAGAACUGGAAAAAAACAGUACAGUUGAAGAAAUUGAAAAAAUUCUUGAUGACGUCUGUUCUAAAAUUUUCAAAGAUGAAUCCAAAGCUACUGAAUGUCAAGAACGAGUUGACAAAUAUGCCAAACAAAUUAUUGAUUUAGCAUCUUCAGGAGCAAGUGCUGAAGUUGCCUGUCUUAUUAUUGGUGCUUGUGAGGCUGGUGAAACUAGCGGUAAAAUAGUCAAAAAUCCGGUUGCCAAACCUAAAUCAGCCCUUGAAUGUGAAUUAUGCAAAAAAUUAUUUGAAUACCUGUACAACUUUGUCGGGGGAGAUCGAGCUCAAGUAGAAAUUGAAAAAGCUUUAGAUAAAGUUUGUGACAAAGUUUUCUCAGGUGCCCAAUCCGCUACUUGUGAGAAAUAUGUAAAAACUUAUACUCCUGUAAUCACUAAAAUCAUAAUCCAAACAACCAACCCCGAUGAGGCUUGCAGUUUGUUCAAGUUAUGUGAUGCCUCUAUUGAAAGUGCCGAAACAAACACCCCAUUGAUUACACUCAUUUCCAAAUCCAUCCCCAAGACUGGAUCAAGCUCUAUUUGCGAUGUAUGUAAAGCUGAUCUUAAGGCUAACUUGGUUCAAAUUCAAUCUGUAAGAAGCUAUUAUGGCCCUCGAUUAGACUCAACUUGUCGUUCACUCCAACAAUCCAAAGAUUUUUGCUCAUCUUACCAAAAAACCAUCAAUGCUACUUUUGACAUUUUAGAGAAAAAUUCUGACCCAGUUGCUGCUUGUACCUUUUUCGGAGCUUGCUCGUCAGGUAUCAGGACUGGUAAAAGUGUUUUCACUGGAGAACGAGAAAAUUCAAUCACAGCAAAUUCUGAUCAAAACUCUGUAAACAAAAAUGUUGAAGGAGUUAAAGGUGUUAUUUGUUCAGAGUGUAAAGCAAUAACCCGCUACAUUGAAGAACAAGUUUCUGAUUAUAAGACUGAAGAGGAGAUAGCAGAAUUCAUUAAGAAUGAUGUUUGCGGUCGACUUCCUAAUCCUGGCCUUAAAGAAACUUGUAAAUCAUUCAUGGAGCAAUAUGGAGAUACAUUUAUUUACAAAAUUGCUCUCAAAAUAUUUGAUCCUGAAAUGGUUUGCUCCAAAGAGUUUAGAGUUUGCCCAUCUUUAUCAUCAAUUGACGAUAAAUCAGACAUUGAAAUGAUAAAUGAUGCUGUCGGAUCAACUUGCAAUUUAUGUGUUGACAUGGUCUCAAAAAUUGAAUCACUUGAACCAUCAUCAAACUUAACUGGCCAUGGACUUAUAAGCCAAAUCUGUACUCAAUUCAAUUCUCAAGAAAGCAUUGAAAAGUGUAAAGUCAUGUACGACGCUUUUGGUGCUCAUUUUGCUCAAAUGAUAAACUUCGACUCUCCCCAGAAAAUCUGUUCAUCUGUAGACAUCUGCUAUAAUAAUGAAAAUGUUCAUUUACUUGGUGGACAAAAAUGCACCUUUGGACCUGCAUAUUGGUGUCACACCUCCGAUCAUGCCAAUGCUUGUAAAGCAAUGAAUUACUGUAAGAAAAAGGUCUGGAAAGCAAUUGAAGAAAAGGAUGUUAAAGACACUCCUCAAUGUGUUCUUUGUCACCUUCUUCUUAACAUCGUUGACAAAGAGCUCGAAAAGAACAGCACUGUUGAAGAGAUUGAAGGUAUUCUUGAUAAUGCCUGUUCCAAAAUUUACAAGGACCACGUUAAAUUAACAGAAUGUAAAGAUCGAGUUGAAAAGUAUACCAAAAGUUUCAUUGAUUUGGCCACUCAAGGUGUUGCUCCUGAAGUUGCAUGUAUCAUCUUUGGUUUCUGUCAAGCUGGUGAAGAUACACAAGGAGUCGCUUGUUUACGAAAUGAAAAAAUUUCCUGUCCUCUGUGUAAAGAAGUGAUUGAAAAGGUUUACGCAUCUCUAUCAGAAAACAAAACUCGAGAAGAGAUCGACCAAGCACUUGAAAAUGCCUGUAAUCUUAUGCCUGAAACUCAAAAGCAAGCUUGUUUAGUUUACGUCAAAGUUUAUGAUGAGAAACUUGCUCAACUUAUUGCUGAAGCUGCUGACGCUGAUGAAGUUUGCCGUAAAAUUGGCCUUUGCUCUGAGCAAGCUGAUGAAAUAAUUGAAUCGAAAACCGCUCCUGAUCCUGAAUGUAUUCUUUGUAAACGAGUUUUCGAAUACAUUUACUCCUAUUUACAAGAAAAUCGAACCGAAGAUGCUAUUGCAGAUGCUUUAGAUAAAGUUUGUGAUGAUAUUUUCCCCGCUUCUCGUAAAAAGAUGUGCCGUAAAUUCGUCGAUACUUACACAUCCCAAAUAAUCGACAUUGUUUUACAGACAACUGACCCAAAUGAGGCCUGUGUUCUUCUUGGUAUGUGUAAACAGUCAACUAAGUACACUGCUGAAAUUGAUGAGGUUGAAGAAAUAGUUGAAAUUGUUCCUUUAACUCGCCUUGGACCCAAAGCAAAACCUCUUGGUAAUUCAGCUGCUGACUGUGUCAAGUGUUACAAAGACACAGCAGCUAUUUCAACUAUAUUUGACGAUGAAAUCAGCACUUUAUCUGCAGUUAUAACAAACGCUUGUGCUGAAUAUCUGAAAGAUGAGGCUAAAUGUAAAAAUUAUAUGGCAACCUAUUUUGAUCAAGCUCUUUCUGCUUUGGAUAAGGAAACAAAUGUUGAAUAUAUUUGUCAAAAUGUUUUACAAGUUUGCCCACCUGAUACCGUUGAACGGGAAAAUUCAAUUGAGAGAGAAAUGACUGAUAAAAACGAGAUUGAAGUCGAAGGAAGACCAAGAGUUGCAUGCGCUGAAUGUGAACUUUUUGCCAAACUCAUUCAAUCACGUAUUUACAACUACAAGACUGAAGAGGAGAUUACAAAUUUUAUUAAGAAUGAUGUUUGUUCAAAUUUUAUUACUGAAGGACUUAGAAGCUCGUGUAGGUCUUUCGUUAAUGAAUAUGGAGACUCGAUCAUUCAGAUGAUUGCUUUGAAAGUUUUUGAUCCUCAAACCAUUUGUGCUAAAGAACUGAGACUUUGCUCUUCAACUGAAUUUGAUUUUAUCGAUAAAAAAGUUGAAGAAACCUGUAAAUUAUGUAUCGAAAUGGUUUCCAAAAUGGAAUCACAGUCAAAUCCAGAUUCAAAAUCAAUCUGUUCUCAAUACCAAUCAAACGAGAAAAAUCAGAAGUGUCAAAGUAUUUAUGGUGCUUUUGGUGGACACUUUUCAUCAAUGAUUGCCUUCGAUUCAGCUGAAAAAAUUUGUGAAGUCGUUGAUCUCUGUUACAGUAUUUCCAAUCAUCAUUUAUUAGGAGGACAAAAGUGCUCUUUUGGACCAACAUAUUGGUGUAAUACUAAGGCUCAUGCUGAUGCCUGUAAUGCUUCUGAUUACUGUCGCAAAAAGGUCUGGAUGCCAAUUGAAUAAGUCUGGUCAACAUGUUAAACUACUUCAACCAGCAUUAAAAACUUUUGGUCACAAUAAAAUACGAUUGACCAAUCUUUUCUAGUUUACAGCCAAUUUUUUCUAUCAUUUCUCCCCAAAAUCUAUGCAAAACAAUUUGAAUGGCUGGUCAAUCAUCAGUAUUCAAAUGAAUAACUACAAUCAAUAACUUUCUUUUAGACAAAUUAUUGAUUUCCUACUCUAUUAAACUGUACUCUUGAAUGAAAAGU